Suillus paluster is the source of this 1772-nucleotide messenger RNA. RefSeq lists its product as uncharacterized. The transcript has 3 exons. The record is from RefSeq and is a predicted model, not a curated record. Lineage: Eukaryota; Fungi; Basidiomycota; Agaricomycetes; Boletales; Suillaceae. The coding region runs from base 48 to 1724 and encodes 558 amino acids.
AGUCAGAUCAGAUUCCUAGUCAUCACUCUCACCAAUGCCCGUGACCUAUGAUGGCUUGUAUUCAUGUUGUUGACUUGUUCGUUACAUUCUCAUUUUUGUGUCUCAUUUAUCACAUUUUCCAUAGUGCUUACAAUCAGAACGACUCACCGCAAGAAUUCAGAACCCAUGAUCGAGGAUAUAUCCUUCGAAGUCAGGUCACGCAUGCUCGUUUACUCCCGGCUCUCUCUGCCCAUUCAUUUACAUACUCCACUCUUUUUAUCUUCGUCUCACUCGCCGACCUUGAGUCUAAUAACCUCAAUUUACUCGGUGGAUGGCUAUUUCGAUAUGGAAGUAUCUGGCGUAACGUUGUCGGCCUCCGUGCCAGAAGGUAUCUUGAGGACAAGCAGAAGAACGUUUCGAUAAGAUCGAAGCUGGAAUAUACUCUCUCGGAACGUGGGUUCGAUGCAAGGGUGCUCGGUGACGUCUGGAUGAUGACGAUGCCUAGCAUCUUUGGCUUCGAGGGCUUGAACCCUUUGACCGUUUAUUAUGGAUACGACAAAUCUGAGGUCCUGAAGUUUAUUGUUCUAGAGGUUCAUAACACUUUUGGGGAGGGUCAUGUCUAUGUGCUCGAGGUGGGUAAAUGCGAGGACAACGACCGAGCGCAAGGUUACGAUCAUCAAUGGACUGUCCCCCGGAAUUUCUUCGUUUCUCCCUUCAAUGACCGUACAGGGUUUUACACAGUUGCUGUCAGAGCACCUUCAUUGCCUUUAUCCGACAACCUACGUCCGGCUGUGUCAAUCUACUUGUAUACUUCAGACCCUGAUAUCACUGACGCAACCGUCAUACACAAGCAGAAGACUCUUGGAGUUGGACCGUUAAAGCUCACUGCCCUCCUCUGCACGACAACCUCCUCGCCGCUUACAACGCAUAACCUUAUCUUGUGCCUCGCGGCAAAUUUUGUGGCACUCUUCAGCACUCUUCCUCGGAUCCUCUAUCAGGCUUUCAUCCUGCACUAUAGGAAAAGGCUCAACGUUUUCGCAAAACCAGUUCCAUAUCCGUCCAUUCGGCCAUCAAGCGGGGUCCACCAAUCGGGGGGGACCAUAUGGCAAAAAGAAAGCUUCAUUGAGAAGUACUUCCGGAAGCGUUUCUAUUCCUUUCUGCAGCGCCGAUGCCAGGAAGUCGAAAUCGUUGUCAACCUCCUCUCGGGGAACCCUUCCAUUCCAUUGAUCACUUUCUCACCUGGUUUAGAAGCUUCCAACCUCCGGACCCUGACUAUAUCCUAUACUUCCCCACAGUUCUUCAUCCAAACCUUCCUUGCUCCCUCCGCAAACUUCAUGCUAGCACUGGGCACCGCCGAAGGGCUGUUCACUCUGUCCGACGAAGAACUGUUCCUGGAAAUCUACAGCCCUCCAAGCCAGCCAAAUUAUCCCCUGUCCCGUUUGACUCAGCACAUGAGAACAACUGUUCUCCCUCGGGACUCGCGUGUCAACAUCCCUCAGCCUCAUCCCCUGACUGCUCCUUCAUCUCUAGCCGGUUUGUCUGACCUUCUCGCUAUAAGCACAGUGAUGAUGCUCGAUUACCUGGAAAUGCUAGUGUUUAGUGCUGCCAGAGUAAGGUUUGUGAAGGGAGACGAGCCGUGGUUAAGAGCACGUUGGGACAGAGCAUUGCUUCAAAUGGAUACUGAAGCCUGGAACUCGGUCAUCUGCGGUAGAGAUUGGGCCAGGAGGGGCGAGGUAACGAUCUGAAGUUUGUGUUCCAGUAGUGACUUGCACUUGGCAGGUCGCGUGAUAUCU